Molecule: messenger RNA, 1536 nt
Organism: Echinococcus granulosus
Lineage: Eukaryota; Metazoa; Platyhelminthes; Cestoda; Cyclophyllidea; Taeniidae
Exons: 10
Coding region: 1-1536 (511 amino acids)
Biological process (GO): translation
Cellular component (GO): mitochondrial small ribosomal subunit
Molecular function (GO): structural constituent of ribosome; methyltransferase activity
Source: RefSeq, a predicted model, not a curated record
AUGUUAGCAGUUUUAAAUGACCAAAAAUUACCAAAAGAUGUGUGCAGGCCCAACAUGAAGGCGGCCACAUCGGCAACAAAGUACUUCCAAAAAACGGUGUCUGGUACAAAAAAGUACGUUGUGGCCCCAGACUUUCACCAAAAAAUGCUCCAACUAAAACAGUCUACUCCCUCAUCCACUUCGGACAUCGAAAUGCCUUCAAGAUUCGCUCUCCGCCGACACGAAUACUAUCUUACCCUCCCUACCUUAACUCUUCCUGAACCACUAGAUCUAGCUGCCACGGAUUGUCUACGAGAAUACAGCCUCUUCUCCAUCAAGCAUCUUAGCCAACUGUCUAGUCGUUUGGUUAACUACCUCCACGAUAGGGAACUCCUUUUUGAGGAAGAAAUAAUUGAGAGGAUGAAGCGAUCUUGUAAAGAGCGUACUCAAAAUGAUGAAGGUAAUUCAGGAAAGGCGGAUGCAGGAAUUGACUUCGCUCUCCAGUAUCACACCGGAACUCCGUUUGUUGGCGCCGAACGUAGUGAACGAGAGGUCAGGAGGGCUCAUCUUUCCGCUUGGAAGUCUUUGGAGUAUACGGAGAAAAAUAGCUUGCUCUAUUUGGUUGGACGUCUGGCGCCAAACUUUGCUGUCGCCUGCCGAAUUCUCUAUGAGCUCCGUAAACGAUGUCCCCUCUUUGUACCUUACACAUUUUUUGACUUCGCGUCGGGACUAGGAACGUACACUUGGGCGGUUAAUACCGUGUGGCCAGCGGGUUGCGUUCGUGAGCAUCAUCUAGUGGAGGCAUCAGGACCAAUGAUGGGGCUCUCUGAGUUCCUUCUAACUAAAAGAGGGCAAGGUGUCACACCAAAUACCACUGUCUUUCCUGGUGUGCGGCAUCGCCGAUUUAUGCCCUCUUCUGCAGUGACCGGUGAUUUGGUAAUGUCGGGCUAUGCUCUGCUAGAAAUGGCUGGGGAGCACGAUCGUCGAAGGAUUGUGGAGAAUCUCUGGUCUCGUACUACCGGUUUCCUCGUUCUCAUCGAAGAGGGUACCAAGGGGGGUCAUACUGCUCUGCUUGAGGCUCGAGAUUGGUUGAUUCAAAACGGUGGUGCGGAUAUGCACAUUUUCGCUCCAUGUCCGCACAAAUUUGCCUGUAGCAGAGCUGGUAUGGGUUGUAAAUCCAGCGUAAAGUACUACCAGUUCGGCCUGACUCGAGAUGCCACCUGCCCAUCAGAAGAAGCCUUCAGCUACUUGAUUGUGAGUCGCGGUGACUGGAGGCGAUUCACGAAGAAAGGGACGCCGAUGAAAGAGACGGAGAUGUCCACCCACCCUCGAAUCGUGUCUCCUACUCCUGUGGGUGGGGCCGCAGCGAUCGAUGUGGACUUAUGUCUGCCGGAUGGCAACUGUGAACGUGUUAUUUUUUCCAAAUCGGGCACACAACGAACACUAUACUUCUUCCUCAGAAACGCGCGAGCUGGAGACAUAGCCCCUUGCGAACGACUAUGUGACAGUGAAACGGAAGCAAAGCCCCAUGAGCAGCCUGAUAAUUCAGAGUCUUAG